This is a messenger RNA of Spodoptera litura, 6944 nucleotides long. Its product is annotated as adenylate kinase 9-like. Lineage: Eukaryota; Metazoa; Arthropoda; Insecta; Lepidoptera; Noctuidae. Gene Ontology annotation, molecular function: ATP binding; nucleobase-containing compound kinase activity. Gene Ontology annotation, biological process: nucleobase-containing compound metabolic process. The record is from RefSeq and is a predicted model, not a curated record.
ACUAAUAACACAAGUAGAACAAAAAGAAAAAAACAACACAUUUCUUAAAUCGAAUUACAAUUAAAAUUGUUGCUAAGAUACUGAUCUCAUAACAACAAAAUUUAUGUGACACAACUACUAUAAUUGAAAAUACUAUUUAAAUGCACACUUAAACUUUUUUUAAUGUUUCGGCUAAAAAAUGUACAUAGUGGUAAAUAACGACUAAAUCUGACUAAUCUGUAGAAAUUGCCCACAUAAUUAACACCUUGAACGCCAUGGGGGACAAGGUAUGGGCCACGCUAGUGGAGGAUUUGCCCUCAUCAGUUUUCUGUCGGCAGUCAAAGCCUUAAUAUUAGAGCCGGUGGCAUUGUCUUUAUAAAUACCAAUAGAAUAAUUUUUAAUAAUAAUUCAAGUACCUAUAAAUAAUAACAAAUAACAACUUUGGUAAUAAAAUAAAGUUUCAGUAACAUGUGAAAUUGUUCCCAAAGAAGACAUGUAUGAUUCUUACCAGUCUUUUUGUUAGAAAUACUAAUUUACAAUACUGGUGUUGAGAGAUUGUUAUUAAUCAAUCCAACUUACAAGUUAUUUAUGGUUAAAGUUUAAGCCACUAAUACGAUCUUUUAAUUGACAUAUUAUACAAGGAUAUGUGUUCUAAACUCAAUAAACAACCAAAACAAACCUCAACUUUCUCAGCCUCAUAUUCAAACAAUUUGAAAAAAGGAAAACAAUCAACUUUUAUGAAACUCUGACAUGCGACACAUGUCAAUUUAUAACUUUCCUUUUGCAUUGUAUCCUAAAAAAAAAUUUGAUUACCUAUUUUUAUUUACUAUAAUGAUUGAACUUGAGCACUAUAAACAUAAUCUUGAUAUCAUAGAUACUUACAAUGUGAAAAACUUUAAAAUCAGUAAAGGUAUAGUAUAUACUGGAGAUACUGAAUAUAUAAAUCCAAAAACAGAAGUAAAGAAACAUGUGUCUCCACUGUUGGGUGCUGCAAUGUACGGCCUAAAUAAUACGGCGGCUCCGUUGCCUGAAGACACAAAAUUUUUUGAUAUCUGGUCGGAUAUUGAUGCUCAAGAAAUACAUUUGAGCAAGAAGCCUACCUGUUACAUAAUAUUUGGAAAGUCAGGAUCUGGAGCAUAUAAUUUAGGAGAAGCAAUGGCUAAAAAGUUGAAUGUACUGCACUUGUGCCCAAAAAAUUUACUAGAGGAUGAAUUAGCUCAAGAGAGUAGCACAGGAAAAGCUUGGCAUUUUAAUAUGCGAAACAAUAAAGUUUGUCAAUUUAAUAUGAUACUGACUAUGUUGAAAAUUAAAAUGCUUUCUGAAGUAGUUCAACAUCGAGGUUAUGUAAUAUCAGGACUGCCUCUAGUAACCUGCCGUAGAAAUCCUCUUUAUUGUAUAGAUUCAUUAUAUAGUGAAGAAGCAUUUUUACAAAUAGAUGAAAUAUUGUUCGAUACAAUUCGUAAUUUAAACAAAAAUAAAUCCAAGGCAAGACAUCCGAAAUCGUCACCGUCUUCUAAAAGUAGUGAGUUCAUAACAGGAGAAGAUCAGGAAGACUAUGAAGGACAAGAAGAGGAAGAGCAUUUGGAAGAUCUUCACGCUGAAGAAGCCCUUGAAGAAGAAGACAAACCCGUCGAACUGCCGAUAUUUGAGCUAAACACUUGUUCCAAUAUUAUUUUUCAUGAAAAACCAUAUAUUAAAUCAAAACAAGCUGUUAUUUUCCAGCAGCUUCAGGAAUUAUUUAAUUUACCGCUCAAACCUGAUAUUCUUCUACAAAUUAACUGCCCUGAAAUGGAUUUAGUGAAAAUGAGAUCUUAUAGAUACCUUAACUACAAAACGGGUCAAAAUGCCAUCGAACCCUUUGUUUCGAAUUACGUCCAAGAACAAACUUGGCCUGAUGAAUAUACCAUGCAUGACUAUGAAAUUCCUCAUGAGAAUUAUAUGUUUCAUCCUAAAUACAAUUGCAAACCACCAGCGAAUUUCGAAAAGAAAGUUAUUGAACAAGUUUGUAGUUACAGAACUUAUGUGUUUCCGUAUUUGGAAAAGAAAUUUAAAGAAUUUGACCCCAAAAUGAUAAUUCAAUUAGACGGCCGUAUGCCGUGUGGUAAAAUGCUUCACAAUAUAAUGGAGAGAUUAAUUUUAUUGCCUACUCAACCAGUGAUUACGCCGACUCCUUUCUCCGAUGCGGCACCAGAAGAUAUGGAAGACUUUUGGGCGUCUAUAGAAGAAUCAAACGUUAUUCGUAGCGACAUUGUUAACUUCAAGUACUCUCCUUCUCCCUGGUUCAAUAGAUGUCCUGUAGAAUUAAAACUGAGACGAACAGUGCCAGGGUUAACAAAAUAUGCGGUUUACUACCUAAAACAUGUGUACCUACUAUCUUCACGUAAUAAUUUUAUUUCGUUUAUCAGGAACCCACGCCCUUAUUUAAAAAUAAAGUAUUUAGAACCAACUUGCAGAAUAAUAAUUCUAGGAACAAAAAGUUCUGGAAAAACCAUGGUCGCUAAUUGUUUAUCGUGGCUUUUUGAUGCUCCUAUUCUUGAUUUCCAAACGAUUUUAAAUAAAGAAAAAGAUAAAAUAUAUAUAACGGUGGCUCAACCUAUCCUAUCGGAAAUUAUAACAACUAUUGAAGACGCUCGUUUACUAAAAUGGCAAGCUGAUGAGUCAGAACGAUUAGAACAAUUUAAUAAUUGGUGUGAGUACACGUCACAGUUAUUAGAACAAUAUUUGCCUCUACUUGUCAAAAAAACAAAAUACGAAAAAAUUAAAGCCUACAGACUUGCCAAAAAAGAAAAAGAAUUGAAAGAAUACUAUGAACUAAGCGAAGAACUGAAAGAAGAAAUUGAGCAAGAAGAAGAAGAAGAAGUAGUAAGUGAUGUAGAAUAUAUGGAUGAAGAAAUGAAUUUGGAUUUCUUCGAAGAAUUUGACGAUCUUAGAACACAGCUUAGUUUUUUACCUAUAUUAGAUAGUGUACUCGAAUGCGAGAGUACUCUUGACGGGCAAAAUAUUUCACAAUAUGCACCUACAGAACUGAAUACAGAAACAAAAAAACCUUCAAUUCCUGUACUUGGUGAUGAAGAUGUAACUACAGCUAUAUCAAAUUAUAUUGCUGCAAAUGAACUAGAAAGCAGUCUCGAACCAACAGCUGAACAAGUAAUAAAUGAAAUAAACAAGCUCCUUACUGAAAUAGAUAACCAGUGUGCAGAAAAAACACAGUCGGAAGAACUUUAUGGGAAGUAUAUUCUAGAUGGUUUUUCACCUGAUCCAGAAUAUUGGUCAUACCUUAAUGAUAAAGUAUUCCCAGAUUAUACGAUAACUUUGAUUGAAAAUAGGGAAAUUGACGAAAAAUUAUGUGAAUAUUACAGCCAAAGUGACAGCCACAAUAAACAUUAUAACGCAACCAUCUUUUCUGCUAAAGAUCCACUUCUUCAAACAAAGCAGCGAGCUAUUAAUAUAUCACGAUUGGAACAGGCUGACAUUAAAAUAAUUUUGUAUAAUUUGGUAGAUGACGUUGUAGGAGCUGAAAUAAUGCCUCACAUUGAAAUAGAAUCAGAAAGUGAUUUUAUUGCAUCUUUUACCGAAGCUAUAGAAAAAUUUAGAGAAAACUGGGACAGCGCUAAAGUAAAUAUAGAAGACAGGUCAAAAGUAUAUAUUGAAAUAGAGCUUAAUAAUAAAACUGAUGUAGAAAUUAUCGAAGAAACUUUAAUGAAGCUACGUCAGUGUUAUCGUCCAACAGUUCAGACACAAGAAGACCAAGAAGUUGAUGAACCCACGGAUGAAGAUGAAAUUGAUGUCCCUCCAAAAGAUCUUCUUACUUAUAAUGACAGCCAAUUUUUGUGUGAAACCAAUAUAUACUGCCCAGUAGCUUAUUUUAAGUAUGGUAUACUAUGGGAAGGGAAGCCCGAAUUUUCUUUGAAGUAUGACAACAAAAUGCAUUAUUUUUGUAAAGAGGAAUUUUUAGAAAUAUUUAGUAAAGAUGUCACAGAAUAUCAAUACUACAAUAACCCGUUUAAAAAAAUACCUAAGUUAAAAAUUUGUGUUACAGGUCCCGUAGGUUGUGGGACAACAUCUGUAUCGCGGUUUAUAGCAAAAGAGCUAGGUUUGUUACAUAUUGAUUAUGUACACUUCCUUACUGAAUAUUUAAUGCCAAAACAUUUCAAAAAGGUUGGAUUUAAAAACGAAAACAUGUUCACUGACGAAGUUAUUGAUGAUGAAGGAGUAGUAGAAUUUCAAGUGGACGAGGAAGGAGAGAAUCAGUCCACUGAUGUCUUGUGGAACGAAAAAGAAAUGUUACGAAUGUUAAAUAAUCACUUCGAACGCGGUGGUUCUAUUUUACCCAUACUUAUGCAAAAAAUGAUUCAAAAAAUAUGGCAUGAUCCUAGUAUGAAUAUGGGCUUUGUUCUUGAUGGUUACCCUAAGUUAGCCAAUGAUAUUGAAGACAUGAUGACUCAUUAUGGAAUACCUGACAUGGUUAUAGACUUACAAUCUAGUGUAGAAGUCUCAUUUGAUCGACUUGGUCCAGGAAUGUUUAAAAAAUGGAAAGAACAACAAAAUGAAGCUAAAAAGAAAGCUGCAGUUAAAUUGGACAACGAACGAAAACAAUGGAUGCACAAUAUAACAAAAGAAAUUGUAGUAAAACUACUAAUCGAAGAAAUUUUCGACACUAUGUUUGCCUUCAAAAGUGAACAGGGUUUAAAUGUCCAUAGUGCGAUAAUGGAUGCCGACCCUUCGGGUGAUAUAAACAUUGAUCCUUUGCUAUUUAAAUUAUAUAAUGAAAUGGUGCAAGAGAAUCCAGAGCCUAGCGAUACGAACGUGUGGGAAAGUAAUGCUGCAGCUCGUGAAAGAAUGCAAGCCAGGUUGGAAGGAAUAUAUGAAACAGAGGAUGAAAAUUUGCAGUCUUUAAAACAAGCUUUAUUGGAACAUAAAAUUAAGACGGUUACAAUUGACGCGACAAAACCGUUACAAAAAGUCAUUAGAAACGCAUUGACUUCGCUAACACACCUUCGAAAUAGAAACGAAUCAUUUUUUGAACAAACAUUUAUAGUUUCUCUCGAUGUUGCUGAAAUGUUACUUUUAAGGGGAUUUUACUUUUUGAGCAAAUUCAACCGACUUUGCCCCGUUUAUAUUUUUGAGAAUCCGCGGGCAGUUCAAAACUCAUAUAAAAUCAGUAAAGUCCGGGGAACUCUUUAUGCCGUUAUUCAUAGAACUUAUAUAUAUUAUUUAAGUAACGCAGAUAGCGUAAUCAAGUUUAGAAAUAAUCCACUAAAAUACAUAAUUGCUGAUGCAGUCAAUUCCUACUUCGAAUAUCCCCUGAGGAUUGGUAUCAUAGGAACACCUAAAUCAGGAAAAAGCACAUUAGCUGCUCGACUGUCUAAAGAAUUUGGUCUGAUAUGCUUAUCAAGAGGAAACUCUGUGAGAAGUGUAUUGGAACAUAUGCAUUGGACGGAACUGGCUUGCCAAAUGAGGAAGGCUCUUUCAAAAGGCAAGGAAAUUGAUGAUAACCAAAUUGUACAAUCUGUACAAGCACUGGCUAUUGAUCACCGAACGGAGACUUACGGCUACGUGACGGAUGGUGUCCCUGCCAAUCCUUACCGAGCUCAAGGCUAUGUCAAAAAUGGACUUUAUCCUAAUAUCAUUUUCGAUAUUUGUUCUUCUAAAGAAAAAUGUUUACAGAAUUCACAAAACGAAAUAUAUAAUGAUAUUCUGAAACACAUGCCACCUUACCCCUGUCCACUUAUUGAAAUGAGAUACGACAGUUGGUCACUAAGACAACACAGAAUUCGGGAUUGGAUCGCAGAGGACUAUCAAAACCUAUAUGUUCUUAAUGGCACUAAUAGCAAGUGGCACGUUUUCAAGCAAGCAAUUAAUCACCUAACACAGUUAAAUAAUAAGAUUCAUUAUUACGUACUUAAUGUUGAUAAGACCAUUGUGCACGCUAUUUGCAUUUCGAAUGCGGCUUUCGAAGAACGACAAUCCCAGUAUAAAACAUUAUGUCCAGUUUGUUUUCAUAAAAAAAUAUACAAGCACAUGGGAAACUUUUUCGGCGGGAAAACGGGUGUUGUUCAAUACAAGAAUAAAUUUUAUUGGGUUUGCUCUGAACAUAUGGAAUUAGUAAUGUCGUUCCCACAUUGUUAUUUGACAGAUAUUGAAAUAGAAAUUCCUGAAUUACCAGCUGUAAUCGAUAUAGUCAAUAUAGAUUAUAUUUAUGAAAAUGGAGUUUGCGUUGUAACAUACGCUGAAAAUUUACCUGCACAAAUAAUAAAUAUUGGCACAAACGAAUUUGCUGCAAGUUACGCUGGAAAAAUGUACUUAUUCUGUAGUAGGUCAUGCCUGAGUAAAUUUUUGUGUAAACCAUACUUGUAUAACGAUAUUACUAUUUUUAAAGAAGCAAGGAAAUUUCCAAAACUUACUUUAAAGCAGCUGCCUAAUAUUGGCUACUUGGAGCAAACAUUGGGUAAUAUGCUCACAGAAGCGUGUUGUUCUGUAAAUGUAGUCAGACCUAAGUAUCCAGGUCUUAGUUUCCAAACGUCUGCGUUGAUUUAUAUUGCAUUGUUCCUGAAGACGCACAACCAUCUCACAUCUAAAAACAUCAAAGAAAUGUAUAUUAAAUGUUUAAAAAUAUUUGAAGCCAGAUGUAAAUUGAUGUUAAGUGUAGGACUGCGCUUAAGAUCAAUGGAUAAUCCGUUUGCGACCUACCCUAAAUGUCACCAUAGAGAACCGACCCUUCAUCCGCCCCAACAAAGUGACCCGUACUUAUCUUCAUCGCUUAUACAGACACCUUCACUUUUGCUUCAAAGAACGUCAAAUUAUGUUCAAAUUCACAAGCCUUCGUUCCUUACUGCGCAAAAGGUACGUUCGGGGAUAAGUAGUCAAAUGGAAAGAGACUAAAUAAACUAAGCAAAACAUGUGUAAUAUUAAAUACACAUAUAAUUGGGUAGUUUCCAGGGUUACAAAUUAAAAAUCUAAUUAGU